This is a messenger RNA of Cloeon dipterum, 1799 nucleotides long. It is a transcript of the gene Ttc26, whose product is annotated as tetratricopeptide repeat domain 26. Gene Ontology annotation, molecular function: intraciliary transport particle B binding; protein binding. Gene Ontology annotation, biological process: intraciliary transport involved in cilium assembly; intraciliary anterograde transport. The coding region runs from base 118 to 1770 and encodes 550 amino acids. Gene Ontology annotation, cellular component: intraciliary transport particle B; ciliary base; ciliary basal body. The record is from RefSeq and is a predicted model, not a curated record. The transcript has 11 exons. NCBI's taxonomy places the organism in Eukaryota, Metazoa, Arthropoda, Insecta, Ephemeroptera, Baetidae.
ACCUGGUGUCGACUAUUACGACUUGGUGCAACUAAAUUUUCAAAUCGUGGAAUUUAUUUACAAGUUAUUUCACAUUGCUGAUAUUCCACCAAACUCCUUCGAGGCUUUGCUGAAAAGAUGAUUUUGUCCCGAGCUAAACCCGCGAGUGGUCCUUCUACCUCUCAAAGUGCCCAAGUUCGCAGGCAACUACCGAACCUGGAAGACUUUUUGAAAAUUCGUGACUAUACAGGAGCACUUUGUCUCUUGGAGUUCAACAAUAGCAGUGGUAAAGGGAGCGUAGAUGUUGAUAUGUGGAUCGGAUUUUGUGCUUUCCAUUUGGGUGACUAUAAAAAGGCCUGUCAAAUGUAUGAAGCUAUCAUGAAGAAACAAACAAAGCCCGCUGAAGCAUCCACCUUUCUCGCGUGUUGCUAUUUUUAUUUGGGAAUGUACCCGGAAUCAGACAAGCUCUUGCAAAAUGCGCCAGAGAGUAGAUUAAAAAAUAGAUUGCUUUUCCAUUUGGCACACAAAUUCGGUGACGAGAAAAAAUUGAUGGAACAGCAUCAACAACUGGAAGAUGUUUUGGAAGACCAACUUUCCCUUGCUGCUAUACACUAUUUGAGAUCCCAUUAUCAGGAAGCCAUUGACGUCUAUAAGAAAAUCCUGCUAGACAACAGAGAUUAUUUAGCACUGAACGUUUAUGUCGCCCUUUGCUACUACAAACUGGAUUACUACGACGUAUCUCAAGAAGUGCUCGCUGUUUACUUGCAGCAAUAUCCAGACUCCGCCAUUGCACUUAAUUUAAAGGCUUGCAACCAUUUUAGAUUGUAUAAUGGAAGAGCUGCGGAGAACGAACUUAAACCUCUUUUGGAGCAAUCAGGGAACAGUUUCGGGCAUGAUUUGAUAAAGCACAAUUUAGUUGUGUUCAGGGGUGGGGAAGGUGCUCUUCAAGUUUUGCCACCUUUGGUGGAUGUCAUACCUGAGGCAAGGCUAAAUUUGGUAAUUUACUAUUUACGGCAGGAAGAAGUUCAAGAGGCUUACGCCCUGAUUAAAGACUUGGAACCUGCGGUGCCACAAGAGUACAUUUUGAAGGGGGUAGUGAACGCCGCCCUAGGCCAAGAGCUGGGAUCUAGAGAACACCUUAAAGUUGCGCAGCAAUUUUUCCAGUUGGUCGGGGGGAGCGCGAGCGAAUGCGACACGAUUCCUGGAAGACAGUGUAUGGCUUCUUGUUUCUUUUUGCUGAAACAAUUCGACGACGUGCUCUUGUACCUGAGUUCGAUCAAAAGUUAUUUUUACAAUGAUGAUAACUUCAGCUUCAACUACGCCCAGGCAAAGGCAGCUGUUGGAAGUUACAAAGAGGCCGAGGAAGUAUUUUUAACGAUUCAAAAUGAGAAAAUUCGACAGGAUCCAGUAUUUGUGUCAAUGCUUUGCAGAUGUUAUAUCAUGAACAGAAAGUCAAGCAGUGCCUGGGAGGUUUAUCUGAGGAUGGAUACUUCUGCUGAAUCGUUUUCAUUGCUUCAAUUAAUUGCAAAUGACUGCUACAGAACAGGACAGUUUUACGUAGCAGCAAAAGCAUUUGAUGUACUUGAAAGGCUGGAUCCAAACCCUGAAUAUUGGGAAGGCAAAAGAGGAGCAUGCAUCGGAAUAUUCCAACUGGUUGUAGCUGGAAUUGAACCAAAGGAGGCUCUGUUGGAAGCCAUGCAAAUUUUACGAACCUCGUCACGACCCCAAGUGGAACAAAUUGUGCGUGUAAUGAAAAAGUGGGCUAAAGAAAAUCGCAUUCCGUUGACCUAAUUUGUUCGCAUAUUGAUAACACCAUAUGA